UCUGUAGCUGAGAAACUAUAAUUUAAUAUUUUUUUAACGUGAAUUGUUUAGAAAAUCAAAUAAUGGAUAGAAAUAAACCGAAAAUUUGUUUUCGUUAGUUUUCGUUUUCACACUAGCGCAGUUAAAGGUAAAAGUGAAAAUAAAAUGUCAUUUUUUUACACUUCGAUAUUAUUGGGUGUGCGCCUAUCAAUUUGUCAACAUGGCAGAUGGUGUUAGUAGGGAAGAGAAGUUAGCAGCUGGAUUAAAAAAGCUUAAACAGUUCCAACAACAGAAACGAGUUCGCCAGAAUAAAAUUUGUGACUCUGACAAAACGAAAAUUACGAGGAAAAAAGCGAGCCCUUUAAAAGACGACUCAUCAUUUGAGAAUUCUGCAUCCAAAGGCACAGUCUCUGAACCAUCUGCAGUAAUACAGCAAGAAGUGCCUUCAACUCGGAAGUCUAAUGGUGAUUUAGAGCAAUCAAAAAAUAAAAGUUCCAGUAGCUCUGCGCUCAAUGACAACGCCUCCAGUAAUGAUAUUCAAGAGUCAACGCAUGCAGAAAGUUUUAAUUCUGGAGAAAUUCCAAAAUCAAAAUCUGAUCUAGCUUUAAAUAAUUUAAAAGAGCUUUCAUCUACAGAGAGUCUGCGUCAGAUAUCCUUGCAUUUAAAUGGUUUAAUGUCUGAAACUGAUGCUUUUAUGAAUGGUAGCAUAGAACAAGAUGAGCAAGCUGAAUUUGAAAGUAAAUCAUUAGAAAAAAGAAAUCAAGAACUUGCUCAACUUGUCAACAAUUUACAACAGUCUAAUGAUCAGUUGGAGUUCCAGUUGCAAGAUCUGAGAGCAAAGAAUAAGCGUUUGCUCCAGAAUUUUGAAUUAGAAAAGAAGGAACUUCUAGAAAAAUCACAUAAAGAGCAAGUAAGCCUCAAAGACCAGCUACAAGUUCACAUCCAGACAAUAGGCAUUCUUGUUGCUGAAAAAACAGAGUUGCAGUCUUCUCUUUCACUUAGUCAGCAGACAGCUAAGCAGAAAGCCGGAGAAGUUGAAGAAUUGCAAGGAAGGCUGCGAGCAUCAAGACAGAGAGCUUCAGACCUCGAGAGGGAUUUGAUUGCUCUGACUAACUCAAAUCAGCAGUUAGAAAAAGUUAAUAAAGAAGCACUAAAAGAUAUUGAAAGAUUAAAAAUGGAUAUAUAUAAAGCAAGUAAAUCAAGUGAAGAUCUGAAAUUAGCAAAUGCAGAAUUAACUGAGAAAUUAAACAAGAAGAUUGCUCACCUGGAAACGGUAGAGAAAGAACUUGCUGAAUGUCAGAACAAAUUAUCUGUAGUAGAAGUACAAGCUCAACAGUUCUCAGAAAAUAAUAAUGAAAAUCCUAGCCAGUUAGAAGAAGUUUAUCAACAGAAAUUUGAACUAGAAAAACGAAUUUCACUAUAUAAGGAAUCAAUCGAUAAACUUAUCAAUGAGAGAGAUCAGAUGUCUGAACAGUAUCAACAGUAUAUACAACAACUCAGUCAGCAAGUGACAUCUUUACGUGAUGAAAUUAAGCAGCUAUCUAAUGAAAAGAAUGCAUUAUCAAAAGAAAAGAAUAUCUUACAGGAAAAAUUAGAAACUCAACAGCAUUCUAAAGAUGCUUUGAAUGCAGAUCCUUCGGAACUUAGGAAAAAAUUAGAAGCUGAGCUAUGUAAUAACUCUAAAACAGCUACAUUGUUGCAAGAGCAAGAAAAGAAAAUAUUAGAGCUUGAAAAGGUAAUAUCUCGGUUAAAAGAAGAUGAAGUUGAUAAAAGUCGUUUAGUAGAAACAAUGCAGAGUGAUAAAGUGGCUGCCAGCCGUGCAGUUGCUCAGAAUCGAGAACUUAAAAAGCAGCUUGAAGAAUUGCAGAGUGGCUUUGUUAGCAUGAGCAAUGAUAAAUUGGAACUUGCUGAGAAGUUACAUUCUGAGCAGCAUAUCACAAAAGAACUGGGAGAAAGGUUGAGUCAACAAGAAGAAGAACUCCAUGAAUUAAAAGAGCAGCUUGCACAAAGGGAAGCAGAGCUACAAGAUCUUCAUAAAUCAAAUACAAAAGGAAUAUAUCAACAGAAUCAAAUAGCUGACAGAAUGCGGCAUUAUGAAGCUCAAGGGCAACUUGUAGAAAUGUUACAGAAAGAAUUGCACCAAGCGCAAGAGCAGAUCAAUUCAUUAGUUAGCCAAAAUUCUGAAUUGCGUAUGGCAAUAGCUACUCAAGCUGAAGUGACAGUGAGUGAUGAAAACGCAAAGGAGGAUAGAGAUGCAACUAAGCGGAAUGAUUUAGUUGCUUCGUUAUCUGCUUCUGUUCGACAGCUAGAAAUGGAAAGAAAUCAAAUGAUGAAACAGUUGGAAGAGCAGAAGAACAACCGAACAAACUUAGAACAACAGCUAAAGAAAAGAGAGAUUCAAUUAAGUGAAGGUUCAGAAGCAAAUGGAGAUGUGGUAUCCCAAGAAGAAUAUAACCUAAUGAAAAGUGCAAUGACUCAGUUAGAAGAAAGGUUUAAACAGACGAUGAAUAAAAUUGCAGAACUUUCUGAUGAACGACAGCAACUUGAACAUUUAGUAACGCAAUUACAGGGUGAAACAGAGACAAUAGGUGAUUAUAUUGCCUUGUAUCAGAUACAGAGAGGCCUAAUGCGAAAGAGAGCUUCAGAAAAAGAUGAAUAUAUAGCUCAGCUCGCAAGAGAUAGAGAGGAUUUAAAGGCAAAACUGGGACAACUGCAAAAUCUUGUGAUGAAACUGUUGGAAGAAAGAAAACAGUUCCAAACACAGACAUCUCCACUGGACAAGAAUUUAGAGUUGAUUCAGAUACCAGAGCUAGAGGAAAGGAAAAUUCAGAAUCCUGACCAAAUUGAUGGUCAAAAUCAGAAUGAAAGAGAGUCAAGUGUUGAUUACACUAGUGGAUCAACAGAUGUUGAAGUAACUAAGAAACCUGAAGCUACAGCUAAAAAGAUAAUGGAACUUCUUACAGAAAUAGAAACUACUAAUUUGGUGGAAAAGCCAGUGUUGGACAAUUUUCAUCCUUGUCCUGUUUGUUCUGGUCGAUUAAUCACUGUAUAAAUUCUAGGAAUGUUUCAAAAUAGACUAAACUGACUAACUAUGGUUGAAGUGUGCCUAAAUUAGGCUGCACUGCACCUGUAGUCCAUCUAAAGCCUUGUUGCAUCUGUCAAGAAUGGCACUUUUAAUAGUAGAGGAAAAUGAAAUUAAGAUGUAUAUAAGUUAUAUUGUAGAUAUUAAUUUGAACAAAGAAUGCUACCUGUUUGUUAAGCUGUUCUUUUCCUCUACUAUUAACAGUCUAAUUAUAUUAUUUUUUUUUUAUAUAAAUUGAAAAUAAAAUUACAAAAUGCAUUCCAUUUAAUAGCAAAAGAUUUUGUACUUUUUGAUGCAGAUAAUUUGUAUUUUCACUAUUUUAUAAAGAAUUGUUUAAAACUGAUUGUAUUUCCAAAAGUUUGUGCUGUAAUGCUUUCAGGGAAAUUUGCAGGCCAGUAAGAGAAAAAGAAUCUCUGUUAUGUUCCAGUGGUUCAGAUUUUUGGAAGCAGUUAAUGAUUAUUUUAUAAUAUGCCAGAUCAACAAAAUUUUGAAUAGGGCUCAUAUGUGAUAGUUUUAAAAUUUCAUUUUAAUUUCUCUUAUUUAAAUAUAUAUAUAUAAGCUUUUAUUAAGAAAAAACAAUCCAUUCACAUUAAAAGAGAGACGAAAUAAAAAUUAUUCUGCUUUCCUUUAAUUUCAUAUUUGUAUAACUGAGGUAGUAAAAUUAUGCAUAUUUAAAUUGAAAACUAAUGGAGAGGGGUUAAGUUAAUUACAGCAAAAUAAUACAUUUUUUGAAACAUUUUUCAAAGCUAUUAUUCCAUGAGAAUAAUAUUUAGCUAGCAGUACACGAAACAUAUAUUUUGAUACAUAAAGCAAUAAAUAGAGCGACCAGUAUUAAAAAAAUACAUAAAUAAUUUAAACAAAAUGCAGUAUUCUGUGUUUAAUAAUAUAAGAAAGAAUAGUUUUUUCCCUCGAAUGCAUAUUCUUGAAAAAAAUCAAAACUGAAGAUUCUAUUGCUAAAUUUUGUAUUGAAAUAAAUAUUACUUUAAGGUUAUUUAUUAGUGCAAUACUGCCAUUGACACUUGAAUAUUUUGGACAUAGCCUAAUUUGUUGGUCUUGAUGAUUAUAAUGUUUCCUGCAAUUGAAAUAUUAGAAUAACUUUUUAAUUUAAAAUGCUUAUAAUUCUGUGAAAAAUUAAAAAUAGUUUAAAAAAAUAAUUUAACUUGAACAGUAGUCAAAAUAAUUUGAAAUGCUGGAGAGAAAAAAAUAUUGUGAUAUGUGAAUUGCAGAUGCAAAAAGAAUAAUUAAUCAUUUUAGCUUAGUAAUUAAUAAUUAAUCAUUUUAGCUUAAUAAUUAGUAAUCAUUUUUCAGAGUAAGGUAAUGUUAGAGGGAAGAUGCAUUUUAAAAUGAAAAAGCCUAAUUUAUAAAUUUAAGCCUUCAUUUUUAUCAAAAAAUUAUAAUUCCCAUCUGUUUUCUAAAUCAUUGCUCUUAAAGUUAGUUAUAAUCAUAUAAUGUAUAAACUGACUAAUUGGAAUGCACUAAAAUUUAGUAUUUUUUGGAUUAAAAAAUUCUUUAGUAGUAUUUGCUAGCCCAUUCUGAAAAUGACAGGUAUGUAACUGCAGGCUAUAUUUAUUGCAUCCUUCUAGUCUUUUUCUUUUUUGGAUAUGGAUGCAAAAUACUGGAUUGGGGCCUUGAAUUGUGAUAUUUUCAUGUACUACUUUUAUAACUUUACUGUAACAUAGUCUAAGUUGCAAACCCUUCGUAAAGGUGUUUUCUUAACAUCUUGACCAGAGUGUUAUUGUUGAUAUUCAUUUUGACAAAACUUGGACUUCCUCAUUACCUGUACUUGCUCAUAAGUUCGAAAAAUUAGGUUAUGUUAGCAUGACUGAACUUUUAUAUAGAAGACAAACCUGGUAUUAUAAUUUUCUUUUUUCAUUUAAUAACAAAUCUUCCAUAAAAUUAAAUUGCAGUUGGAAUAAUUACUGCUGUCUGUAGGUUUAAUUUUUUUCUGUCGCACUGAAAAAUAUUUCUUUGAAAAAUGUGCCAUUUUAAUGCAUCGUAUUAACUUUGAAAUUUUAAUAUGUUGUUAUAGAGUUCUUACAUUUUCCAUCUAGGGUGCAAUUUAUGAAUGCCAUAUAAAUGAUAGAAGAAAAAUAUUUGUUAAUUUCAUUUAUAUAUAUUUUAGUUGCUUUUCUGUGUUAAAAUUAUGUAUAGGGUUAAAUGUACAUGUCUUGUUCUGAAAUAUAUAUGUAUUUCUUGCUUGUAAAUAUAAAGAGAUUUAUUUAGAUAAACUGCUUUUUGAGGCACUUA
Molecule: messenger RNA, 5308 nt
Organism: Stegodyphus dumicola
Lineage: Eukaryota; Metazoa; Arthropoda; Arachnida; Araneae; Eresidae
Product: golgin subfamily A member 2-like
Biological process (GO): Golgi organization
Cellular component (GO): Golgi apparatus; Golgi cis cisterna; cis-Golgi network
Source: RefSeq, a predicted model, not a curated record